Bombyx mori (domestic silkworm) is the source of this 1942-nucleotide messenger RNA. RefSeq lists its product as uncharacterized. Bases 1348 to 1875 code for a protein of 175 amino acids. The transcript has 6 exons. Gene Ontology annotation, molecular function: protein binding. NCBI's taxonomy places the organism in Eukaryota, Metazoa, Arthropoda, Insecta, Lepidoptera, Bombycidae. The record is from RefSeq and is a predicted model, not a curated record.
AUCUCCUCUACUGAAAUAUUUAUUAUGUGUAGAACUGAAAUCCAAACUGUACCCUCAAAACAUAAUCCUUAAUUCAAAACCGUACUGAAUGUUAACUAUGAGUGUACACAUCCAGGAUAAACAUCAGGUUCCUUCUAAGAUCGGUGGACGAGCGCACGGUGCACCUGGUAAUAAGUGGCCCCUGGAGCUUAUAGACAUCAUAAACAUAAAUGCCGCCACAAGUCACAGUCGCAGUGUCCAGAAGUUAGAGAACUUCAUUCUUCACAUGUGAUUUGUUUUGUAUGUGUUAAACCAGACUUUGUGUGUGUACAGUGUGUAGGUAACAUAUUGGGUAGAGACAUAUAAAUAUGAUUUUUUUAAGUAUCGGACGAAACUAUUUAUAGUGUUAAUAAAGAUAUUUUUACCAACUUAUUUACAAUGUUGUUUAAAAAUUCUUUCAUAGUUUGUAUUUUCCUUUAAAACGCUUUUGUAUUUUUCUUCAAAUAAAUGAAAUUUGAAAAUUUAUGACUACUGCUGUCAAUUGUAGUAAAUUUCGUUGGACCGGCAAAGGAAACAUAGUACAUACUAUGAACUAUCUUAAAAAGUCGUAAUAAUGUGCUGUAUAAAAGUGAAAUGGAGAAAAAUGAAAUAAAAUAAAUAAUGUAAUGACACGAAAUGAGGUAGCGUUAGUAAAAAAUUGAGGUGUUCAAGGAAUUGUAGCGGACCAAUAAUCAUUUACAAGAACGUUCCAAACUACAAUUUAAGUUUCAUACAAGCAUUCUCGUCAAAGUUACAAUAUUAUUGGUCAUUUCUUACUCGUGGUAUUCGUUACAGUUUUGCAUUUAAAAAUAUACGAUUAUAUCUGUGUAGAAUAUCAUUUAACGGUCUAUAGGGAUGCGUGCGUCGUAUCGCUACGAAUGAAAACUCCUAAAGUUACAGACUUUACAGUAUACUUCCACUUUGUCUUUAAUGUUCUAGAGCAUUCCUGAUAGAACCAGAGCAGGGGUGGCCAACUUGAGUAGCAACAAUAUUUACUGCAUACUGACGAAAUCCUCCGCGAUCUACCAAUGACACUUCUUGAAAUUUAUUGCAACAAGUGCAGUAUACAAACAUAGUAUAUUUGUUUCAUUAAAAAGAUUAAAAUAGAACUGAAAUUUAAUCUUAGUAACUACUUUUUAGUGCGAGUUUUGCGUCUGAGCAUCUUCCCCUAGGUUUUCAAAAUCAGUUUCCCAAGGGUUGACUUCGAAAAGGCACACGAAACGGAACGAUGCCAAUGUGAAAAAUUGCGAAAUAAUAAAAUGUCCUCCAAGCGACGAGCCUGUAUGCGCUAAAGUCACUCAGCGAAACAAGAAAGAAAUCUUCAUAGUCAUGGUGAAUGAAUGUGAAAUGAAAUAUAUGAGAUGUCAUCAAGGCAUAAAAGCGUCUAUUGUACCAAUGUCGAACUGUAAUCACCAAGAACUUCAGAAAGUGGGUAGUUUCAUUCGACACUCCAACAAAGAUACAAAAAAUAGGAGAAGAGACAAAGAAGGAGCUGACGAAGAAGAAGCUGACGAAGCUGACGGUGAAGAAGCUGAAGUAGCUGACGUCGAUUACAAGGAAUACGACGCAUUGUGCCCCUCGUCUUGUCCCGCUCUGAACGUGAUGGUGUGUGCUGAAUGCGGACAUGGGAUAUACAGGACAUUUCUAUCCGUAUGUCAUAUGAGGAUGUUCCGAUGCAGACAUCACGAGGAGAAUAUACAGUUAGCCAGUCGCGAACCGUGCAUGAUGUCGGCGCCAUAUUUGUCCGAAGACGUCAUGAGGCCUAAAGGACGAAUGUCAAAAUCUGAUGACAUUGACACCGUGUUGAAGUUUAUUUACGAGAGGCAGAGGGGAAACUCGGCGGGACAUAGCUCAUAAAAUUAACUAAAGAAAAACUAAGUUUCAAGUUACACACAAAAUAUAUGUAUCUAAAAUUUGAGAGAAA